Messenger RNA from Suillus subalutaceus, 816 nucleotides. RefSeq lists its product as uncharacterized. NCBI's taxonomy places the organism in Eukaryota, Fungi, Basidiomycota, Agaricomycetes, Boletales, Suillaceae. The record is from RefSeq and is a predicted model, not a curated record. The transcript is spliced from 6 exons. The coding region runs from base 1 to 816 and encodes 271 amino acids.
AUGGAGUAUCGUCGGCAGAAAACAGAGAAAAUGUUUGAUGAACUUCGUCAAAAUGGCAAUGUCAAGAUGCAGUUUGAAGACUUUCUCGAUGGAACUGCUUACCGCGAUGCUGUUCGGGACGGUCGGAUUGGUGAUGAUGACAUCAUCGUCAUGAUGUCUAUUGAUGGUGCUCAGCUCUAUGAGAGCAAGUCAUCAGACUGUUGGCUCUAUAUUUGGGUCGUGUACGAGCACUCCCCAGAUUGUCGUUACAAGCAAUGCUGUGACCCUAACAAGCCAAAAAAUGUCGUCUCCUUCCUUUUCCCCACUUUUCAUCAUCUUGCCGCUAUUCAAAAAGAAGGCCUUGUUAUCUGGAAUGCAUUGCACCGUAGAGUGUACCAAUCUCACCCCUUCCUUGCCCUUGCCUAUCUCAAUGGGUUAGUUGGUCACCAUGGCAAAAAUGGUUGUUGUCUGUUUUGCUCUUGCAUUGGACGCCAUAAACCUGGUGGGACUCAUUAUUACCUGGCACUCCUCAAAUCAAAUGACUACAUUCUCGCAGAGACCCUCAAACCAUGUUCCCACUCCGAGUAUAUCCCUAAUGAGACACAAUAUCGCAAAAAUCACUUAGCAACAGGGAUAUCGAAGCCAAGCCUGUUCCUUGGUUUUUCAUUGUGCCAUACCCUGGAUAUUAUGCACUUAGUAUCCCUCAACAUUCCCGAUCUUUUGAUCCCUCUUUGGCGAGGCACGUUCAAAUGUGAUAAGAAGGAUGACAGAGCUGAUUGGGAUUGGGCUGUUCUGAAGGGCAAGACCUGGACAUUUCCCGCAAGGACGUGCAAAUGA